AAUCUUUCCCAUCCAAAUUCAUCAACCCAAAAGCUUCAUCCUCAGAAAAGAUAGAGAGACAAAAGACACAGAGAAAUGGAAGGCUCAUCAACUUGCCAUUUUCUCACAACCCUUCUCUUCUUAUCCAUUUUCACUUCCUACAUUACCUCAACCUCAGCUGCCGGACAAACCAACACUGAGUUCAUCAGAACAUCUUGCAGCACAACUUCUUACCCUAGACUUUGUGUCACUUCCCUCUCAAGCCAUGCCAGUGCCAUCCAAACAAGCCCUAAGCUUCUAGCGCACACAGCCCUCUCCGUGACCCUAGACAACACCCGGUCGACUUCCGCCAUGAUGUUAAAGCUAGCACAAACCCACGGCUUGAAGCCCAGAGAGGUUGGCGCAAUGCGCGACUGCAUUGAGGAGAUGGGUGACUCGGUGGACCUACUAAGAAAAUCAUUUGGGGAGAUGAGUCAAAUCAAAGGCUCGAAUUUCGAGCUCAUGAUGAGUGACAUACAAACUUGGGUCAGUGCUGCCUUGACAGAUGAUGAUACGUGCUCUGAUGGGUUUGCCGGUAAUGGCAUGAAUGGCAACAUGAAGAACAUAGUGAGGGGACGGAUUGUGAAUAUUGCACAUUUGACUAGUAACGCGUUGGCCCUGAUAAACAACUAUGCUACUUCUGUCCAUGGCUAGCUAAAGUGACAAUAUUGGUGUUAAACCUCAUUGAGGGGUCAUAUCAAGGCCUGCGAUGAGUCAUGAGAGUGAUAAGCAUGCAUAGCAUUAGAGAUGGUAAUACAGUGUGUAUUGACUAUUGAGCAUAAGCAAAGAUCUUAGAGUAAGCGGACGGUGACGCAGAGUAUAAGUGAGAUUGGCGUCUAUUAAAGCAUUUAGGUGUUUCUAUGUGGAUUAAGUACGUUUGAUUUCGUAUGAGGAUUCCCUGCAUUAUGUGUAUAUGGAAUGAUGCGGCUUGAUUGAGA
Messenger RNA from Rhododendron vialii, 956 nucleotides. Its product is annotated as 21 kDa protein-like. The coding region runs from base 76 to 672 and encodes 198 amino acids. Gene Ontology annotation, biological process: negative regulation of catalytic activity. NCBI's taxonomy places the organism in Eukaryota, Viridiplantae, Streptophyta, Magnoliopsida, Ericales, Ericaceae. The transcript has a single exon. Gene Ontology annotation, molecular function: enzyme inhibitor activity. The record is from RefSeq and is a predicted model, not a curated record.